CGGUGAAGCUGAAGUUGAUCUGCGCCCAAGUGCUGCGGGACCUGCUGGGGGAGGCCAUCGAGUAUGACAAGAUCCUUAAGCUGACCUCGGAUGCAAAGUUAGGUGACAGAGCUCACCCUCCCUCCCAUCUGCAGAGUCGGGGGAUGUGAAGGCGACCAUCGCUGUCCUCGGCUUCAUCCUCUCCAGUGCAGCCAAGCACAAUGUAGACAGUGAGUCUCUGUCAAGUGAGCUGCAGCAGCUGGGACUGCCCAAAGGUAGGGGAAAGCCUCGGGCUGGCACCAUGAGCCAGACUUGGUGGGAUGUUGCUGACAGUUCUCACCCAGAUGAAAGCAGGCCGGCUGCUGUGCUGUCCUCCAUCACCUCCCUUCUGUGCCUUCGGUCCCUGGGGGCUCCUCAGGUGCUUUGGUGGGGUUUGGCAGCUGCAGGUCUGCUGUGAGCAGAGGGGUUCUUCUCUUGUGUCCCCUGACGAGCAGAGCACGCCAGCGGCUUGUGCCGUUCCUACGAGGAGAAGCAGAGCCCCCUCCAGGACAGGCUCAGGGCGUGCAGCCUGCGAUGUGAGUGCGGUGUCGGGUCCCAGCAGGGGUGUGGGGGUCGGUGUCAGUCCCCGUGCUGCAGUGAGCCGGGGUACCGACACCAUCCCACUGCCCGCCCUAGUGAGCCAGCUGGGCUCAGUGCGCUGGCGGGUGGAUUACACCCUCAGCUCCAGCGAGCUGCAGGAGGUCAAUGAGCCCGUGGUGCACCUGACCUUCAACGUGCGGGACACGGAGUGCGACAAGAUCACGGCUGUUCCUGUGACGCUCUCGGCCAACAAAUUCUGGGUUCUGCUGGGAGAGCUGAAGCAGGCGCAGACCCUGAUGAACACCCUUUUCUGAGGAUCCAGGAAAGUGCCGCGGCGGGAGGCUGCGACACUGAGCUGGGGGUCCAGAUUGGUGCUCCUGGCUGGGGUGGAGGACGUUUCCGUUUCCGGAGGUCCUCGGGGCAGCUCCAAUAAAGUCCCGGUGACAAAGCUGA
Molecule: messenger RNA, 1011 nt
Organism: Parus major (Great Tit)
Lineage: Eukaryota; Metazoa; Chordata; Aves; Passeriformes; Paridae
Gene: COMMD4
Product: COMM domain containing 4
Exons: 4
Coding region: 300-872 (190 amino acids)
Source: RefSeq, a predicted model, not a curated record